AUGCUUCCAAACGGGGAUUUUGAUCCUGAUGCUUAUGAAGAUGAAAAUGAUUGGGAUCCAGAUGAGGAAACAGAGCAAGGUGCCUUGUCGCAAUAUGGCCAUUGCACUGAUAAGAGAAGGGCAGUUAGGGACAUGGUGAGGAUAGUAGAAGAGGGUUUAGUGAAGAAGGGGAGGCUUGAUAUGGGGGCCUCAUUUGUCACUAUAUGGAUAUUUGCAGAGAUUGGCAUUGAGGUGGAUAAGUGGGAUGAUUCCGAGCAGGUAUUACAUGCCCGAUAUGUGACGCCUACUUUGCCGGUCCCGUUCUUUGUCUCGGUGGCAUAUGGCAAAUGUUAUAGGGAAGGAAGGCUGGAAAUGUGGGAUAAACUUCGGGACCUUGCUGUGAAGCUGGAUGGGUUGCCUUGGUUGGUUGGAGGCGACUUUAAUACUUUUGUCUCCAAGGAUGAAAGGCAAGGGGGGAGUGUGCGAAAGAAGACUAGAGAGAUGCUGGAUUUUGCCGAGGUUAUUAGUGACUGCCAGCUUCUGGAUAUAGGGGCUGAUGGUCCUAAGUUUACGUGGGCACGAGGGGAUACUUUUGAGAGAUUGGAUAGAGUCUUUCUCGGUGAGGGCUGGGCGAACUUGUUCGAAUCCACCAGUGUAAUGAAUCUGCCCAGAUUACUGUCCGAUCAUUUCCCUUUGCUGGUUGAGAGAUGCUGGAAGGAUGAUACAGGUAUAAGGGGAAUGAUCAAUGUGCAGAUUAAGCUGAGUCGGCUAAAGACUAGCCUGAGAAUCUGUAAUCGGGUAGUCUUCGACAAUAUUUUUGAAGGGUUAAAGAAGGUUGAAGCAUAG
This is a messenger RNA of Salvia splendens (bonfire salvia), 825 nucleotides long. RefSeq lists its product as uncharacterized. The coding region runs from base 1 to 825 and encodes 274 amino acids. Gene Ontology annotation, molecular function: catalytic activity. NCBI's taxonomy places the organism in Eukaryota, Viridiplantae, Streptophyta, Magnoliopsida, Lamiales, Lamiaceae. The record is from RefSeq and is a predicted model, not a curated record. The transcript has 3 exons.